CUGAACACACUUUUGUGUGUAUUGCUCCGCUUUUAUUUUAAUUUUUGGGUAAAUCUUUUGGACCCUUUUUUCUUUCCUUCCGUCUUUUUUCUUUCUACCGUGUAUUUAUCAAUGGUGCAGGAUAUAUCAAAUCCCAUAUCCUCAGUAUCAUCACCAAUAACCACUAUAUACCCAUCGUCGACAUCAUUACCAACGCCAGGAUUAGAAAUACCAGAACGACCACUCAUAAAUGAACAGAGCAAUUCGAUACCACUUAUUUCCGUUACUUGCCUACUAUUUAUAUGUGUGAUAAUAAUCUUAUCAGGAUACGGCAAUAUAAAAAGCCAACCUUGGUACGUUACUAUUACUGUACAAGACGAGAAGAAAGGCAGAGUCCCUUUUGCAUAUGCUUCACAAUCAUUUUUAUUUGUUGCUUGGAGAGUCAUUUAUUGGACUUCGUUUUGUUUGACAUGGUUAAUGAUUCCAAUGAUGCAAGCCUAUGUUAAUACAGGCGACUUUACAGUUACAAAAAGGUUGAAAUCAGCAUUACAUGUCAAUAUUCGAUUCUAUUCGAUUUAUGUCGUUGUCGGUAUUAUUGGAUUAUUUUACCUUGUGUUUGGGAAUGGAUUAACGACAAGGGAAGGCAUUCAAAGUUACGUUAUGGCAGCUGCGAACAGUUGGGGUUUAUUUUUAGUCAUUGUGUUUAUGGGCUAUGGACUAGUGUCACUACCUCGUAGCCUUUGGUAUUCUGGAGAUUACGAUCGACAUUUACAUCAACAUUAUGCAAACGCAGUCAAAUUGAAGGAAGAAUGCUUGGAUACAGAAAUUGAAUUUACUGAACUCGCAAAGACGAUGAAUGCUAUAUCUAAAAGAUCCACGGCAGAGCUACCUGAAACGAGACACUGUAUUAGCAUUAUGCUUCAGCGCUUUCCGUUCGUAUUACAUGGAACGUUUUCAGUAACUGAGAGAGAGCUUAACAGCAGCUCGUCGAUUAGUAUACCUAGAGUAUUGACUGAAGACUUUUUAGUAAAAUUGACACGACGAAUGAUCAUCGCUAUCCGAAUGAAGGAUAGAAAGAGUGCUUUAUACAAAAAUCUUCUGAAUGAGGCAUUUUAUUUGCAGGAUAUCAUCAGUAAUAAGGAUAAGAAAGACAGACAAUUUGUAUCUAGCUUGAGGCGAGGAAACGAAGAAAAUACAUUAUGGAACAGACUAACUUCCAAUAUUGAAUGGUGGUGGAUUCUACGGAUUUCGCCCUUCAUCAACAAAAUUUUGGCUAUUCUAUUCUCAGUUGUCAGUGUUUGUAUUAUCUGGUCAGAGUUAGUCUUUAAUGUUAGAAAACCGGUCAUCAUAUCGAUUGUAUACUAUAUACUAAAUGCCUGUGGUACGAAUUACGCUGCGCUGGAGAUUGUGGCGUUUUUGACGUUGAUGUUCAUGUGUAUUUGCAUUUAUUCUUCGUUAUUCAAAAUCAGAUUUUUCAAUCUGUAUCUGCUCAUCCCUAAUCAUCACACAGAUGAAAACAGCCUCUUGUGGUUCACCAGCUACAUGUGUAAAAUGAUGGCUCCAUUAUGUUACAAUUUCAUCAACCUCGCUGUGGAUGCACCUGGCGUCAACAAUGCCAUCUUCACUACUUUUAUGGGAAAAGCUGAACUUAUCAAAUUUUUGGGCGCCUUUGCCGACUGGUUCCCAAUCAUUAUUCUCAUUCCGGCAAUAUCACUAUUAUUCAAUAUACAAGGACGUUGCCUCCGAAUUUGCGGAAUCAAAAGCCCCUAUCAAUAUAGCGAAGAUGAUGAUAUCGAUCAUCAGGAUGAUGCUGAAUCGAAUUGGGGCGCUUUGAUGGAUGCUGACUAUGAAGAGGGUGCUAAAUUGGUUAAAGAAGAACGGAAACAACGCGAACGUGAUAUCAACCCUUCAGCUACCAGAAAUUCCACGACAAAUACUCGAAGCAGAGUAAGUUUGACGAAAAUCAAUUAUCCGAGCUGUGGUCUUAGUUUAUCGUUUCUAUUAAUUAGCAAAAUGGCGAGAACUUACAUCCAUUUUGUAUAUUGUACUACAUUUUUUAGGAUUAUACCAAUCGUAAGUACCACCGUGCUGUCCCUCCUGAUACGAUAAGAAGUGAGCGAGAUAGAAGAGUUGAUGAAAUUCUAUCAGGAGAAUCUAACAGCGCUUCCCCAGAACAUUACCAUGACGAGUCCUCUGGUACCAGUUCACCGAGGUCCCUGA
Messenger RNA from Mycotypha africana, 2199 nucleotides. RefSeq names its product LMBR1-like membrane protein-domain-containing protein. The coding region runs from base 112 to 2088 and encodes 658 amino acids. The transcript has 9 exons. The record is from RefSeq and is a predicted model, not a curated record. Gene Ontology annotation, cellular component: membrane. Lineage: Eukaryota; Fungi; Mucoromycota; Mucoromycetes; Mucorales; Mycotyphaceae.